Molecule: messenger RNA, 648 nt
Organism: Protobothrops mucrosquamatus (brown spotted pit viper)
Lineage: Eukaryota; Metazoa; Chordata; Lepidosauria; Squamata; Viperidae
Product: hepatic lectin-like
Exons: 6
Coding region: 1-648 (215 amino acids)
Source: RefSeq, a predicted model, not a curated record
AUGGAUGAAGAAAAGUUUUCAGAUGAUUUCCGGACAUAUAAAGGAAGAAACCUGAUCCCAAGAUCAUACUUUCCGAUUUAUGCACUACUGGGUAUCUCUUAUUUGCUAAUUCUCAUUGGUUAUGUGGUGGCCUUCUCCAAAGUCUCAACAAUUUCAUCCGAAUUCAAUAAGAUGAGCCUCGAUUUUUCAAAGGAUCCCCUUGGCCGGGACUUUCACUUGUUCCCAUGUGGUGCUGACAGUAGACAAUGGGAAUAUUUUAGUGGAAAGUGUUACUACUUCUCCCUGAAGUCAAUUCCCUGGCAUGAAGCCAAGGCAGACUGUGAACGCAGACAAUCACGGUUGGUCAUCAUUGAUAGUCUUGCAAAACAGAAUUUCAUAGAGACUCGGACCAGAAAUGAACGUUUUUGGAUUGGUCUCCAUGACCAACAAAGAGAAGGAGAAUGGAAAUGGGAGGAUGGCAGUAGUUACAGAAAUGGCUAUAAGAAUUGGAAGGUAGGUGAACCCAACACCUACCAGGGUCGUGAGGAGGACUGCGCCCAAGUUUGGAUUAAUGGUGAAUGGAAUGAUUUUAUCUGCACAUCCGACAGCCAUUAUGUCUGUGAAAAACCCUUAUCGGCCAAUCCCAACAGUCCAUCACACAAGCUCUGA